AUGUCCGCCCUGACCCGGAUAACAUGCCGCCUUGCAGCCCUGCUGGCCGUCGUUGGUAGCGGACUGGGGACCCCCUCAUCUCCAGACUUGGCCAGCAUCGGCCCGGCCUUGACGGCGGCCGCAGAAGCUGGCGACGUCGCGGCCACCUUUGUGUCCGAACUCGUCCAAAAUGUCGCGGAAGCGACUGGGCAUCCGGGUGCGCCGUCAAAGCGUGCCUUGACCUGUUCACCGCCCGACUCGCUCGUGGUCGACGUCGGAUACGCAAAGUACCAGGGCUCCUAUAAUGCGUCCACAGGCUUGAACUCGUGGAGAGGCGUUCGCUUUGCCGACGCCCCAGUCGGGGGUCUGAGAUGGCAGCCUCCCCGUUUCCCUGCCGUGCAGGAAGAUCCCCCUCUCGUCCAGGCCACGAGCUUUGGGCCCGUGUGCCCCCAAUCUCUGCCGUCGGUGCCCAGUGCCGCCUUCAUGCCCGGAAACGAAGACUGCCUCUUUCUGAACGUCUACGCACCGGCUAAUGCCCAGGACCUGCCCGUCAUGGUAUGGAUCCACGGCGGCGGCUACGGCCUUGGCGACGGCACGCAGGCCAUGGCCGAAUUUAUCAACGCCAACAACAAGCGCUUCGUUGUCGUGUCUAUCCAGUAUCGGCUCGGCGCCUUUGGCUUCCUCGCCUCAAAGGAGGUCAAGGACAAGGGUGCGGUCAACGCCGGCAUCCUCGACCAAGCGCUGGCUCUUUCCUGGGUCAAGCUCUUCGCCUGCCAGUUUGGCGGCGAUGCGUCGUCGGUGACCAUCGCGGGCGAGUCUGCCGGCGCCGGCUCGGUCAUGUACCACGGGCUCGCCGUCGGUGGGGCGCUGGGCUCUGUGCUCUUCGACAAGUCGAUCGCCGCGUCGCCGUACCUGCCAUUCCAGCACCAGCACGACGACGCCUCGCCGACAAGCAGGUACUACGCGCUGUCUGUGGCGGCCGGGUGCCCGGCCAGUGGCGAUGUCUUUGCCUGUCUCGUCGGCAGCGACACGGCUGUGCUGCAGCAGGCCAACUUCAACGUCACGCAGCAGGCGCCGUACGGCUACUGGGCCUUCUACCCCGUCACCGACAACGUCUACAUCACGGGCCGCCCGACUGAGCAGCUGGCCGCCAAGCGAGUAAAUGGGGACAAGCUACUCGUCAGCAACAACGCCAACGAGGGCCCCAUGUUUGUUCCGCAGACGAUCGCGACACAGGACGACCUCGUUGCGUGGCUCCGCCUCGAGUUCCCCAACAUGUCUGAGGGGCAGAUCAGCCUGAUCCUCGCCGCGAACCCGAACAGCGCGGCCACGGAUCCGUCGGGCCCGCGGUUCGAGACCGACGGGCUCGACACGGCGGGCGCAAACGCCGUCAACGUCUCGCAGGCCGCCAACGGGCAGCAGCAGCGCGCCAACAACAUCUACGGCGAGGCGACCUUCGUGUGCCCCGCGUACUGGAUGGCGUCGGCGUACACGACAGCGACACAAUCUGCCUGGCUGUACCAGUACUCGGUGCCGCUGGCUACGCACGGGGCCGACGUGGCCGGGUACUUUGGGCCGCAGAACGCCAACCUGGCGCCGGGGUUCCAGCUGGCGUUCCGGACCAUCUGGGGCAAUUUCGUCGUCGGCGGCAACCCGGCCAUCAGCGACGUCGUGGCCAACGGCGGCGCGUCGGCGGCGAACCCCGCCGCGGCCAACGGCGCGUCCGCGUGGCCUGCGUGGAGCGAUGCGAAUCCAAAGCUGCUAAACAUCAACGAGACGGGCGGCACGCCGUACACAUUCAAAACGACGUGGGGCGCCAACGUCACCCAGUUCGCCAACCCGGGCCUGCGCAACGCCUUCGCCCUCGCCCCGGCCGACACGUGGGAGGGCGGCCGCGGAGCAAGGUGUGCCGUCUACCAGGCCUUAGCGCCGAGCAUUCCAGCAUGA
Molecule: messenger RNA, 1926 nt
Organism: Lasiosphaeria miniovina
Lineage: Eukaryota; Fungi; Ascomycota; Sordariomycetes; Sordariales; Lasiosphaeriaceae
Product: Alpha/Beta hydrolase protein
Exons: 4
Coding region: 1-1926 (641 amino acids)
Source: RefSeq, a predicted model, not a curated record